Messenger RNA from Ostertagia ostertagi, 432 nucleotides. NCBI's taxonomy places the organism in Eukaryota, Metazoa, Nematoda, Chromadorea, Rhabditida, Trichostrongylidae. The record is from the annotation of a GenBank genome assembly.
GAAGUUCAUAAGACUAUCACUUCCACGAAUUUGUUUCGUCGUGGAGAACGUGUUGCUAUCGGUGCGUCUGGAGGCAAGGAUUCAACUGUACUAGCCUACGUGAUGAAGGCUGUCCAGAGGAAUCGUGUCGAAUAUUGUAUGCCUCUGACGGUAGUUACCUACAAAGAUUUGUACGGCUGGACGAUGGAUGAGAUCGUGGCAAAGAUAGGAAAGAAAAAUAAUUGCACAUUUUGUGGUGUCUUCCGUCGGCAAGCUCUGGACCGUGGUGCUCAUAAAAUCGGCGCGUCUAAGUUGGUGACUGGUCACAACGCAGAUGAUAUGGCGGAAACCGUGCUGAUGAACAUCUUACGUGGCGAUGUUGCGAGACUUCAACGUUGUACUAGCGCACUCACUGGUGAAGAAGGCGAACUUCCUCGGGCUAAACCGUUGAAG